AUGUCUUCUAAUUUUAUAAUAUGCGUUUAUCAGAAAUUUAGUGUAAAUAUCUGCUGUAUGACAUUGUCAUGUGCCAUGAUAUGGGUUAUGCUGUUUGUUUUAAUUUUGUUGGACAAACAAGAUUUCAUUUAGUUCUGAUGAAUUUCAUAGAGUUUAUUUCAAUGGAGCAUGUCUGCAUUACUGAAAGAAAGGAGUUGGCUCCCAUUCACAUGAUUAGUUUCUAUUGUCCUUUUUCAUUGUUCCUUGUCUCAUGGUUUAUGAUCAACGACUUUGUAAAUAGUUAAUAAUAAAGAACCUAAAUUGGUGUAGGAUAUGAGUUCUGCUGUUACACAUUGUUCGGUGAACAGAUAUUAAUGAUCUUUUCUGUUUAAAAGGUCUCGGCUCUUCAGUGGGUCUAAAGUAAGCCAGUGAUCUUUAAAGUGGACAGUUUCAUGAAAAAUGGUGUUUCUCGAGUUGUUUUCGAACAAUCCAGAAAAACUAGAAAGAAAAACAGGUUCUUUCAACGCAAUGCAUUUUAGCUUUGCGUUAAUUGGACUUCAGAAGUUGAUGGAUCGAGAAUUUUCAUGCCCAUGUUCUCCUGGUUUUAAUGCAAUACUGAUCAGCUUCAUCUUUUUCGGACCUGCUCUUCUGGCUCUGACUAUGAUGAUGUUCAUUCAAAGGCCUUGCAGAAGUUCUUCUUCUCAUUGUGCUGGGCUCUUUUUACUUUGUCUGAUUCCACCUUCAUUGUGGAUGUUUCUGUUGUUGUUUGAGGGUGAAUAUGUCGCUUGUGGCUUGUCACACUGGGAAGGAGAUUACGUCUUGGAUGAAGAGCUCCAGAUUAAAUGGUGCAAACCCACCGGAGUGAAAGACACCAGAGUGAACGCAACAGACCUGCGAGAACUGACCGAAAAAAUCACUUUCUACUCAAGGUUUUCCGCUUUAGUUCUGCUCACAUUCCUCAGUGUUGUUGUCACUGCUGCUGUAAGCUGUUGGGAUUGUAGAACAAGAUGUCUGGAGCACAAGGAAAAGCAAGAUAAACCAUCACACCUAUCAGAGUCAUCCAUCUACGGCUCAGAGGUUGAACUGCAGCGGUCUGUCUGAACUCAUCAGGGUGAUCUACAUUGCAUGCGCAUUUAUAUUGUUACAGGGAACAACUUUGGUGAUGAGUCAUUUCUAGGGUAACAUCAAAAACAUCUUUUGACAACAUUGGAUUUACUGUGUUGCAAAUGCAUUUCUGUGGUUUAUUUUUCCUUUGCUGUACUUUAUAUAACUAUACAUGUUCAAUUAAAAUGGACCUCCUGUCUGCAUUAAAUAAAAUAUAUAAUAGUG
This is a messenger RNA of Megalobrama amblycephala (Wuchang bream), 1308 nucleotides long. RefSeq lists its product as uncharacterized. The coding region runs from base 439 to 1080 and encodes 213 amino acids. NCBI's taxonomy places the organism in Eukaryota, Metazoa, Chordata, Actinopteri, Cypriniformes, Xenocyprididae. The record is from RefSeq and is a predicted model, not a curated record. Gene Ontology annotation, molecular function: monoatomic cation channel activity. The transcript has 2 exons.